This is a messenger RNA of Piliocolobus tephrosceles (Ugandan red Colobus), 1823 nucleotides long. It is a transcript of the gene MRPL35, whose product is annotated as mitochondrial ribosomal protein L35. Gene Ontology annotation, molecular function: structural constituent of ribosome. NCBI's taxonomy places the organism in Eukaryota, Metazoa, Chordata, Mammalia, Primates, Cercopithecidae. Gene Ontology annotation, biological process: translation. The transcript has 5 exons. The coding region runs from base 133 to 645 and encodes 170 amino acids. Gene Ontology annotation, cellular component: ribosome; mitochondrion. The record is from RefSeq and is a predicted model, not a curated record.
UGAAUAAAGGUUGAGUGGACAACUCCUUUGUUAUUUUCCUUUUCCUUGACUCCGCCUCCUUGCUUUCCCUUCAUUCCCUUUUGCGCUUGUGCUUUUAAACCCAAAGCGGCCGCCGUAGGCGAGGGUGGCAAGAUGGCUUCCUUUGCUUUUGCUCGUGCAGUGAGAGCUGCUUCAGGAAUCCUAUGGCCCCUGAAUAUUUUGGCAUCUUCAACCUAUCGCAACUGUGUCAAGAAUGCCUCUCUUAUUUCUGCAUUGUCCACUGGACGCUUUAGUCAUAUUCAGACACCAGUUGUUUCCUCCACUCCCAGACUUACCACAUCUGAGAGGAACCUGACAUGUGGGCAUACUUCAGAGAUCCUUAAUAGAUUGGCCCCCGUGCUUCCAAGUGUCCUGAAGCUACCAGUCAGAUCUCUAACAUACUUCAGUACAAGAAAAGGCAAGAGAAAGACUGUGAAAGCUGUCAUCUAUAGGUUUCUUCGACUUCAUUGUGGCCUAUGGGUGAGAAGAAAGGCUGGCUAUAAGAAAAAAUUAUGGAAAAAGACACCUGCAAGAAAAAAGCGAUUGAGGGAAUUUGUGUUCUGCAAUAAAACCCAGAGUAAACUCUUAGAUAAGAUGACGACGUCCUUCUGGAAGAGGCGAAACUGAAUCACAGAAUGCAGAACUAAGGAGAUCUCAAGCCAUCUGGUCCAAUCACCAUGAGGCCUCCAAAUAGAAACCAGAGCUCUUCCUGGGACACCCUGCUCCUAAGAACAUAUUCGGCCACCAAAUGUGCUCUCUCUCCAUCAACAGUGGACUUGCUAGACUAUUCCACCACCAGGCGUGGAGUAAAACAGACAACUGAACCCUCAUCUUGGGCAGCUUUACCAGCUACUACUGCUGUGCUCCCCAACAGCCAGCAGGAGGCAGCACAGCACCGAAAGCUGAAUUUUAGGCUGGGGUGUGAUUGGUUCAGGCUGGGCCUUAGUAAGUAAAGUCCUGAGAUCAUUGAUGUUCCUUUGAUUUUAUUAUUAUUAUUAUUUUUUUUAUUUCUACUCUGCACUUCCCUCAGCUUAUUUACUCUGGGUUUAGUUUGUCUUCUGCUCCCUUCCUCUGUCCUAAUCAGCUGCAUCCUGUUGAGCACAAAGACCAGUGACUCCAGGGAGCCCUUGCUGAAUACUCUGACCCUCCCUGGCCUCCCCACUCUGAGACCCGACAGUGCUUGGAGGCUGUGCCACACAGCUUGUGUUGGGUGCCCUGGUCCUCAUGUCAGUCUCAUUGCCUUAGCCAACAGAGGCAUCCUGAGGUUGGGGGCCCAUGGCUGAUCCUCCCUCAGUCCCUCUAAGCACCUGACCCAGGGCUGGGCACACAGUGGCCACUCAUCAACUAAACUAAGUAGAAUCCUGAAGUCAUCUCAGUAGAGCUCAGCUCUCGUCCCAAGUCAAAGCUUGAUACUCCCAUUAACCAAACCAGGAAAUUCCUUCUGGACACAGAUACCUCCUGCCUGGCAGGAGGGAAAGAAGACCAAAAGCCCUCAGACCAAGGCAAAAACUGCAGAAGCAGCCUGGCCAGCUCCACCCCCGCAGCAAACUCCAUGACGUGGAAGUGGGGUAGGUACCAUUUCGAGUCUGUGCCUCUGCAUAUGCUGUAACCUCCACAUCCAGGUCCAGGGCUUUCCCUGUACUGAUAGCUGUGGGUGUCAGAAGGUGACCCAAAGUCACCGUGAGAUCCUCAGGCAUCUAACAACCCAGGCCAGUCAUCCAGUCUGGAUUCACUGAGGCUGAGCAAUGAACUCACACAUUACCAAAAUCACCAUCAUCACUCUAAUCUCAGGCUUUGUGCAUGUU